Molecule: messenger RNA, 3235 nt
Organism: Alosa alosa (allis shad)
Lineage: Eukaryota; Metazoa; Chordata; Actinopteri; Clupeiformes; Clupeidae
Product: E3 ubiquitin-protein ligase MARCHF6-like
Exons: 26
Coding region: 204-2987 (927 amino acids)
Cellular component (GO): endoplasmic reticulum membrane
Molecular function (GO): zinc ion binding
Source: RefSeq, a predicted model, not a curated record
UGCUGUGCGAUGGAUCCACCCUGACUGAUGUGAUUUCAAUAGAGAGGAUUAAUUAUCACCCGCACAUAUUGUGGAGACUUUUCACUUGAUUCAUGACUUGGAUAACACACUAAUUUACGCAUAUACAAAUGUUAUGACUACUGAUGGAUUUCUGAUUUGACGCAACAGCAAACAGUAUCGAGAGGAAGGCGUUAUCGUGUAAGAUGGACACGGCAGAGGAAGCUGAUAUAUGCCGGGUGUGCCGCUCUGAGGGAACUCCUGACAAACCUCUGUACCAUCCAUGUGUCUGCACUGGCAGUAUUAAAUUCAUUCAUCAAGAGUGCUUGGUUCAGUGGUUGAAGCACAGUAGGAAAGAAUAUUGUGAAUUAUGCAAGCACAGAUUUGCUUUCACACCAAUCUACUCGCCGGACAUGCCAUCUCGGCUUCCGGUACAGGACAUAUUUGCAGGACUGGUCACAAGUAUUGGCACGGCUAUACGCUACUGGUUUCACUACACACUUGUUGCGUUUGCAUGGCUGGGGGUUGUGCCUCUCACAGCAUGUCGAAUAUACAAGUGUCUGUUUACAGGCUCUGUGAGCUCUCUCCUCACCCUGCCUCUCGAUAUGCUGUCCACGGAGAACUUGCUGGCGGAUUGCUUGCAGGGUUGUUUUGUGGUGACGUGCACCCUGUGCGCCUUCAUCAGCCUGGUGUGGUUGAGGGAGCAGAUCAUACAUGGUGGCGCCCCCCAGUGGCUGGAGCAGAAUCUGCAGGCAGCAGCCAACAUGGCCGCACAAGCCAAUGAGGCCCCGGCUGCGGCAGCUGGCCCUGGUGACCCAGACCCACAGGCUGAGGAGGCUCCCGCGGAGCAUCCUCCCGAGGAAGAGGAUGAGGUGGACGAAGAGCGAGCAGCAGACGACCCCGAGCAGCAGGAGGACCCAGCCGAAGACCUGGAGGCUGACAACGAGGAUGAAGAAGAGGCAGGGGCUGAAGAUGCUGAGGCCAACAACGGAGGCCAAGAUGAUAUGAACUGGAAUGCUCUGGAGUGGGAUCGGGCAGCAGAGGAACUGACCUGGGAAAGGAUGCUUGGACUUGAUGGGUCCCUAGUGUUUUUGGAGCAUGUCUUUUGGGUGGUGUCCCUGAACACACUCUUCAUCCUGGUUUUUGCAUUUUGCCCAUAUCAUAUUGGACACUUUUCCGUUGUGGGUCUUGGCUUUGAGGAAUAUGUCCAGGCCUCACAUUUUGAAGGUCUCAUAACCACCAUCGUUGGCUACAUACUGCUGGCCAUGACCUUAAUUUUGUGUCAUGGCAUAGCAGCACUAGUGAGAUUCCAGAGAUCCCGACGUCUCUUAGGAGUUUGCUACAUAGUGGUGAAGGUGUCCUUGCUGGUUGUAGUUGAAAUUGGUGUUUUCCCCCUCAUUUGUGGCUGGUGGCUCGACAUUUGCUCAUUGGAAAUGUUCGACGCCUCGCUGAAAGACAGGGAGCUGAGCUUCAAGUCAGCCCCUGGGACGACCAUGUUCCUGCACUGGCUUGUGGGGAUGGUUUACGUCUUCUAUUUUGCUUCGUUUAUCCUUCUGCUGCGAGAGGUUUUGAGACCUGGUGUCUUGUGGUUUCUAAGAAAUCUGAACGAUCCUGACUUCAAUCCAGUCCAGGAGAUGAUUCAUCUGCCAAUUUACAGACAUCUCAGGAGGUUUAUUCUCUCAGUGGUGGUGUUUGGUUCUAUCGUGCUUCUUAUGCUGUGGCUGCCCAUCAGAAUGAUCAAACUCAUUCUCCCAAGCUUUCUACCUUACAAUGUCAUGCUGUACAGUGACGCCCCGGUGAGUGAGCUGUCCCUGGAGCUGCUGCUGCUGCAGGUGGUGCUGCCUGCUCUGCUGGAACAGGGACACACCCGCCAGUGGCUCAAGGGCCUGGUCCGCGCCUGGACAGUCACCGCUGGAUACCUGCUAGACCUCCAUUCAUACUUACUGGGAGACCAGGAAGAGAGUGAGGCCGACCAGCAGCCUGCUGCUGCUGCCGCCGGCAACAACAACAACCAGGCACCACGCAACAACAACAACGCGAACGCCAUCCCUGCGGUGGGAGAGGGGCUCCACGCGGCCCACCAGGCCAUCCUGCAGCAAGGGGGGCCCGUGGGCUUCCAACCCUAUCACCGGCCUCUCCGUUUCCCUUUUAGGAUUGGUCUUCUGAUUGCACUGAUGUGCAUCACGCUGUUAGUGGCCAGUCUGGUCUGCCUCACCUUACCAGUCUUUGCCGGGCGCUAUCUGAUGUCCUUUUGGACGGGCAGCUCGAAGAUUCACGAGCUGUACACUGCGGCGUGCGGCCUGUACGUGUGCUGGCUGUCCAUCCGGGGCAUCACCCUCCUCCUGGCGUGGAUGCCCCAGGGCCGCCGGGUCAUUCUGCAGAAGGCACACGAGUGGUCCCUCAUGAUUGUGAAAACUGUGGUUGUGGCUGUACUGGUGGCAGGGGUCAUUCCCCUACUGCUAGGUCUACUAUUCCAGCUGGUGAUUGUGGCUCCACUUCGGGUUCCACUGGAUCAAACGCCUCUCUUCUACCCCUGGCAGGACUGGGCCCUUGGGGUGCUCCACGCCAAAAUAAUAGCUGCCAUUACCCUGAUGGGCCCCCAGUGGUGGCUGAAAACUGUGAUCGAGCAGGUGUAUGCCAAUGGCAUCCGCAACAUUGAUCUACAUUUCAUAAUCCGGAAGCUGGCGGCUCCAGUCAUUUCAGUUUUGCUGCUCUCUCUUGCUGUGCCCUAUGUGAUUGCUGUCGGGAUUACUCCCCUCAUUGGAGUGACCCCUGAGAUGCGCAUCCUGGUCCAGAGGAGGAUCUACCCCUUCCUGCUCAUGGUGGUCUCACUGCUGGGGAUCCUCACCUUCCAAAUCCGCCAGUUCAAGCGGCUUUACGAACACAUCAAAAAUGACAAGUAUCUUGUGGGGCAACGUCUGGUAAAUUAUGAGAGAAAGGCAAACAGAGUUAGUGCUGCUCCUCCACCAGUCUACCCGCCCCAAGACUAGCAUGCAUAAGAUGUCAAUCAUGAAAUUGUACAGCUAAUUUGCCAUUUGGUUGUGUCGUGACAAUUGUAUGUGGGUGUGUGAACGUGUGUGUGCGCAUUGUGUGUGUGUGUGUGUGUGUGUGUGUUGUCAUUGCCUUGCAACGUACUGAGGACUGUACAUAUGUAAAUACCUCACACACAUUGAUUAAUAGAACAACCAUUGUACAUUUCUAAAAAUGUAUAUUAAUUUAUUAAAGCAAAUUGUCACUA